GACGGAGACACGGAAUCUGAAGCAGGCUCCAGGCUCUGAGCUGUCAGCACUGAGCCACCCAGGUGCCCCUGUUUAGUAAUGUUUUUAAGUAUCUUCUAAUAGUAUCCAGAGUAUUUUCUCAAUCCUAGCUUCUCUAUGAAGUUGGUACUGCUAUUUCCAUAGUCAAGAAAAGUAAAAGGCCCUGAAAGUCAUUUGUUGCAAAGCUAGAGCUUGGAUUUGUAUAGUCUGUUCUUAACUAAUUCAUACCUACAGUAUGAAAAAUAGAGAACUGUGGGAGAGAGCUCAUCUUUUUUGACCUGGUUCUUAGGGCACUGUGUAUAUAGUUCUGUGCUUAAUGGGUGAAGGGUAAUCUUGUGAUCAGCCUUGUGGAUACUGAAGCUGUAGGAGGUUCGUGGCACUUUUGUGUGUUUUGCUAUAGAAGCAAUGUUAGGCUGAAAACUGAAUUUGUCUCCACCAGCAGGUGUUGAGUGUCCAGUGAGGGAGAGUUUGAAAAUUUAAAAAGAAUUUCAAAAGCGUAUUUGAGGGUAUGUGGGAAAUGUUAAAAAGCACCAAACCCCUUUAGUAAAAUAGAGUGCUGUGGUAACUAACAAUGGGGCUACCAAAUUGGAUGGACAUCGAUGGGCUCUGAAGAAUUUUGUUCAGCCGAGUUGUGCCUCAUUAAGCUCAGAGCCACAAAGCCAAAUCCUGGGAGAGGUGGAGGCACUGGACACCGGUGGGGGUAGGAUCCCAGAUGCGGAUGGGGGAAGUUGGGGUCGGUGCGCCUGCGCGCUGGGGCUCUGUGCGUCUGCGCACGUGGGCUCCAGCCCUGUUGUUCGACGCUUCCGUACUUCGGGGCGGUGACGCCGCUCAGAAAUCCCAACCUAUUGUCUGGAAAGAUUCGUGAGGAUGCUGAGGCCUGAGGUCUCGUCAACCUCGUCUUCUGCCCCUGCGGCUUCCCCCGCAUUGGGAAAGGCUAGAAUUCAGGGUCGUCGCUAUAAUUUCGGACUCCAGGAGACUCCUCAGAGCCGCCCUUCAGCGCAGGCCUCCGCGUCCACACCUCCGGGCACGUCUGGAGCCGCCGGCGACCAGAGCAGCAGCAGCAGCAGCAGUGUCCAUGGCCACCCGCCCCGCACCCGACCAGCUCAAGGUUCAUAUUUUGGAAACAAAAGAUCUAAUGCAGAAAACAUAUUUGCAUCAAAUUUUACUUUUGGUACAAGCUCAUCUUCUGCACGAGAUAGUAAUUAUCCUCAAAUACUAAAAACUCCAUUGUCUGCUGGAAAUCCCCAGAGAUCAGGUUAUAAAAGUUGGACACCACAAAUGGGAUAUUCAGCUACAUCCUCAUCUGCAGUAUCAAUACACUCCCCAUCAGUUAUUGUAGCUGUUGUAGAAGGGAGAGGACUUGCCAGAGGUGAAAUAGGAAUGGCAAGUAUUGAUUUAAAAAGCCCACAAAUUAUAUUGUCUCAGUUUGCAGACAACACAACAUAUGCGAAGGUGAUCACUAAACUCAAAAUUCUAUCGCCUUUGGAAAUAAUAAUGUCAAAUACUGCUUGUGUUGUGGGGAAUUCAACUAAGUUGUUUACUCUGAUCACAGAAAAUUUCAAGAACGUUAAUUUUACUACUAUCCAAAGGAAAUACUUCAAUGAAACAAAAGGACUAGAGUACAUUGAACAGCUAUGCAUAGCAGAAUUUAGUACUGUCCUAAUGGAGGUUCAGUCCAAGUAUUACUGUCUUGCAGCUGUUGCAGCUUUAUUAAAAUAUGUUGAAUUUAUUCAAAAUUCAGUUUAUGCACCAAAAUCGCUGAAGAUUUGUUUCCAGGGUAGUGAACAGACAGCCAUGAUAGAUUCAUCAUCAGCCCAAAACCUUGAAUUACUAAUUAAUAACCAAGACUGUAGGAAUAAUCACACACUCUUUGGUGUUCUAAAUUACACUAAGACUCCUGGAGGAAGUAGAAGACUUCGAUCUAAUAUAUUAGAACCUUUAGUUGAUAUUGAAACCAUUAACAUGAGAUUAGAUUGUGUUCAAGAGCUACUUCAAGAUGAAGAACUCUUCUUUGGACUUCAGUCAGUUAUAUCAAGAUUUCUUGAUACAGAGCAGCUUCUUUCUGUUUUAGUCCAGAUUCCAAAGCAAGACACGGUUAAUGCAGCUGAAUCAAAGAUAACAAAUUUAAUAUACCUAAAACAUACCUUGGAACUUGUGGAUCCUUUAAAGAUUGCUCUGAAGAACUGUAACACACCUUUAUUAAGAGCUUACUGUGGUUCCUUAGAAGAUAAGAGGUUUGGAAUCAUACUUGAAAAGAUUAAAACCAUAAUUAAUGAUGAUGCAAGAUACAUGAAAGGAUGCCUGAACAUGAGGACUCAGAAGUGCUAUGCAGUGAGAUCCAACAUAAAUGAAUUUCUUGACAUUGCUAGAAGAACAUAUACAGAGAUUGUAGAUGACAUAGCAGGAAUGAUUUCGCAGCUCGCAGAAAAAUACAGUCUUCCUUUAAGGACAAGUUUUAGCUCCGCUCGAGGAUUUUUCAUCCAGAUGACUACAGAUUGUGCAGCCCUUCCCAAUAAUCAACUUCCUUCAGAGUUUAUUAAGAUAUCUAAAGUGAAAAAUUCUUAUACCUUUACAUCAACAGAUUUAAUUAAAAUGAAUGAAAGAUGUCAGGAGUCUUUGAGAGAGAUCUAUCACAUGACUUACAUGAUAGUGUGCAAAUUGCUUAGUGAGAUUUAUGAACAUAUUCAUUGCUUAUAUAAACUAUCUGACACGGUGUCAAUGCUGGAUAUGCUACUGUCAUUUGCUCAUGCCUGCACUCUUUCUGACUAUGUUCGGCCAGAAUUUACCGAUACUUUAGCAAUCAAACAGGGCUGGCAUCCCAUUCUUGAAAAAAUAUCUGUGGAAAAACCUAUUGCCAACAAUACCUUUAUUACAGAAGGAAGUAAUUUUUUGAUCAUAACUGGACCUAAUAUGAGUGGGAAGUCCACAUAUUUAAAACAGAUUGCUCUUUGUCAGAUUAUGGCCCAGAUUGGAUCAUAUGUUCCAGCAGAAUAUUCUUCCUUUAGAAUUGCUGAACAGAUUUUUACAAGAAUCAGUACUGAUGACGAUAUUGAAACAAAUUCAUCAACAUUCAUGAAGGAAAUGAAAGAGAUAGCAUACAUUCUACAUAAUGCUAAUAACAAAUCACUCAUAUUAAUUGAUGAGCUUGGCAGAGGUACUAAUACAGAAGAAGGUAUUGGCAUUUGUUAUGCUGUUUGUGAAUAUCUGCUGAGUUUAAAGGCAUUUACACUGUUUGCUACACAUUUCCUGGAACUAUGUCAUAUAGAGGUCCUGUAUCCUAAUGUGGAAAACAUGCAUUUUGAAGUUCAGCAUGUAAAGAACACCUCAAGAAAUAAAGAAGCAAUCUUGUAUACCUACAAACUGUCUAGGGGACUCACAGAAGAAAAAAAUUAUGGAUUAAAAGCUGCAGAGGUGUCAUCACUCCCACCAUCAAUUGUCUUGGAUGCCAAAGAAAUCACAACUCAAAUUACCGGACAAAUUUUGCAAAACCAAAGAAGUACCCCUGAGAUGGAAAGACAGAGAGCUGUGUACCAUCUAGCCACUAGACUUGUUCAAACUGCUCGAAACUCUCAAUUGGAUCCAGACAGUUUACGAACAUAUUUAAGUAAUCUCAAAAAGAAGUAUGAAACAGAUUUUCUCAGGGCUGAACAAUUUUCAGGGAAGACUGAAGAAUAAUAACAAUUCACAUCAUGUACUAAUGAAAUAAUAUAUCUUAAUAUGAGGAAACUAGGAUUCAUUUUUCUCAAGAGCAAGAGAAAAUAUUUGCUAAAUUUUAUAUUUUAAUGGAAAAUUACAUUAUAUUAACCUUAGAAUUAUCAUCUAUGUAUUCUGUGUAAGAAAAUAUUUGUUAUAAUUUAACAUAUUGGAACCAUUUAAAGGACUGAUUUUUAUGUUAGAAGAACGUCAAUGUGACAUUUUUUUCUCAUUUGUGAAAAUUCAUGUUGUUAUGUCUUAACUGUAUUUAUACUUACAAGUUAUGCUUUAAAUGCUAUUAUAAAUACCUUAGUUUAAAAAAAAAACACUUUUUUCAGUCUGGAAACUUAUGUGAGUUCUUUUAUGCUCUCUUCUGAAGCAGUAAGACCCUAUGGCUCAAUAAUUUCUUAAUUAGUACCCCCCAAAUUCCAACACUGGAUGCUUCUGAAGUUUGUUAGGAUAAUAUUGGGAAUUUUAAAGUAUUCUUUUUGACCGUUCUGAAUAGGUCUAAAGGGUGAAAAGAAACAAACAUAUUUUGUAACGCAGAGAAUGUUUUUGGAAGGAGUCACCAUCACCCACCCUUUCAGUUUUCCAAAUACCAGGCAUUUGAUUUUGUUUUCCAAGUUUUCAUUUUUGGCCAUCUUUUUUAGGUGAGUAACCAAAGCAGCAUAAAGGUAAUAUUGGUUCAUUUGCCUCAGGGAGCAUUUUAUAGAAUAUAAAAUUUAUAGAAUAUAAUUUUAUAGAAUAAAAUUUUAUAGAAUGUAAAAAUUUAUAGCAUUUUUCCAGAGCAUGUGGCUUACACCACUACUUCAGAGUUUACCAGAUCAUUCUUGUUUCCUAAAUGCACAAAAGUAGACGGAAGACCAGCUGUUGUUCAGUAACUGUAAAGACUAGGGCUGUUGUCUUUUCAAAUACCUUAUUUCUACAAUUCCAUCUCACUAGAUGACUGACUUACAUAAUCCCAUCCCAAAGGCCCAAGAUAGGGAGAUUAUUCUUUUCUUAGACAAUGAAGUAUCUGGAAUUCAGGGCAUACAUUCAGUAAACUGCAGAAUUCAUAGUAAUUUAGCCCAAAAAAUAUAUUUACAGACUGGUUAGGGCCCUAUUUUUUGUCAAUGUGUGCAUAUUUUGUACAGUUUAAUAUUUUUGACUUUAUUAAAUUUUAAGCAUUCUAAGUACAUACUAGCAGCGAGAUAUUGAAAAAGUUAUAAUUUGGUUGGCAUACAUGCUUGUUUGAAAUGUAAUUGUAAAUUAGUGUUAGUAUUUAAAGUUGAUACAUGUUAAACAUCCCUUUAGACUAUUUAUAUUACCUAUUGUCAUGUUUUAGAGAGUACCACAAUAUUUUAAUUUGACCAUUAGCCAUUGUUUUAAUUCAGUCUUUGAAAUGAAUUCUAUUUUAUGCAGUCAUUCCUAAAAGCAGUUAGAUAAUUUAGGCUUGCAGCAAAUUUCUAAAAGGUACUGAGGAUGACAAGGGCGUGGCACAUGGUCUGAGAAGAAAAGGGAAGUAAUAAUAAAAGGUAGAAGGGGAGCAGGCAGUAGGAUAAAAAACAGGCAAGCAGAGACAAGUACAGAGUAUAAAAUAUGCAGAAUAUCAUUUCCUUAAAUGUUUUAAUUUCCCUUUAGAUUUAACCCCAAUAUUAGAUUCCACCAGACUUUUAAGAAAUUUUUCAUGAUUUAGAUCUUUUGCUAAAGAAACUGUAGCCAACUGAUUAAUCCCUUUUAUUUUAUUUUAGGUUUAGAACACUGAAAUAAAAAUAGAUUUAUAUCUUCUUAAAAUUAAAUUACUUUUUCUUCAGUCGUUUUGUGUGUAGCUGAAACAUACAAAACAAAUGAAGAUAUAAUUAUUAUGUUAUGGUACUGUAGAAUACAAGUGAGUACUAGGGAGACCAUCCAUUCUUUAAUUUUAAGGUCUAUUUGCUUUUUUCUUCAGUAACUUUUCACUUUGCCUUUCUCUAAAAUUAUAGAUCAUUAUCUCAUAAUCAAGCUUUUUAAGAUAAAUGUUCAUAACAUUGUAGCAAACUCCUUUAAUUUCCGCCUCAAAGCCAUUCUUUUAGUCUGUCCUACCUUUCUCCUCACAUAAAGCAGUCUCUUUCAAGUCUAGGGUUAAAGGAUGUAGAGUAGAAGGAAAUGGCAGCUUAUCCUCAUGCCUGGGAGUCAUGCAUUUAUUUUUAAAUUUACAUACAGUAAAGUUAACUCUUUUUUGUAUAAAGUUAUAUGAAUUUUAGCAUAUUUAUGGCUUCAUGAAAUCACUACCAUGAUCGGUUUCUUCAUCAAAUACCGAACAAUUCCUUCACCUUCACAUCAUUCCCUUAGUAUUGUCCUUUUGUUGUCAGAUCCUUCCCUGACCCCUGACUUUAACCCAGCAAUCACUAGAAAUUAAGCAUUCCAUCCCAGUAGUUUUGUUUUUUCCUUAAAUGUCCAACAAAUGGAAUCCUACAGGAUGGAACUUUUUGAGACUGGCUACUUUUGCCCAGCAUAAUGCAUUUUAGAAUUUGUCCAUGUUGUUGUGCUCUUUUAUUGCUGACUAGUAUUUCAUUAUUUAUAUGUGCCAUAGUUUUACCUGUACACUCAUUGAAGGACAGUUGGGUUUCCAGUUUUUGGCAAUUAUGAAUUAAACUGUUAAAAAACAUUCAUGUAUA
Messenger RNA from Leopardus geoffroyi (Geoffroy's cat), 6347 nucleotides. It is a transcript of the gene MSH4, whose product is annotated as mutS homolog 4. Gene Ontology annotation, cellular component: nucleus. NCBI's taxonomy places the organism in Eukaryota, Metazoa, Chordata, Mammalia, Carnivora, Felidae. The transcript is spliced from 20 exons. Gene Ontology annotation, biological process: mismatch repair; reciprocal meiotic recombination. The record is from RefSeq and is a predicted model, not a curated record. Bases 886 to 3693 code for a protein of 935 amino acids. Gene Ontology annotation, molecular function: ATP binding; ATP-dependent DNA damage sensor activity; mismatched DNA binding.